This is a messenger RNA of Sardina pilchardus (European sardine), 5063 nucleotides long. It is a transcript of the gene adam15, whose product is annotated as ADAM metallopeptidase domain 15. The coding region runs from base 419 to 3496 and encodes 1025 amino acids. Gene Ontology annotation, molecular function: integrin binding; metalloendopeptidase activity. NCBI's taxonomy places the organism in Eukaryota, Metazoa, Chordata, Actinopteri, Clupeiformes, Clupeidae. Gene Ontology annotation, biological process: innate immune response; integrin-mediated signaling pathway; proteolysis. The transcript is spliced from 25 exons. The record is from RefSeq and is a predicted model, not a curated record.
UGUUGCUGGAAUGUAAAUUCGUUUUGAACUUACUUGGACAACCUGAGAAACUGGACACGGGAUCGGACACAAAGUAACUUCACCGUCCCUUGGACCAGCAGAUGGAUUGUGGUAUGCGUCAGCUGCGUAACCAUGCUCAGGCGAAACGCGGUUUUAAUGUGAAAUUGCAAAAUGUGACAUUUCGCGUGAUCAAAGCCGGUAGGUACAGUUGUAUGCUGCCUCGUGGACGUUGUUUUGAGCAGACCGAUUAUUUUGCACAUCGUCUCUAACACAGGACUCAGGAGCGUCUAUGUUGUUUCAACGAGUCCAUGGAAGUCCCACCUGUGUUUUACCCGUAGAAUAAGGAGUCUGGACGAUCAGCCGCAGUGGGGUCUAGACUGGGCAUAGAGCUGGACUUGAAGAUUGACCCUUGAUUUCGAUGACACUGGUUUCGAACACUAAAACGUCAACUAUGAUCCUUAGUGCCUGCGCAGUAGUGCUGCCACUUCGUGUCUUAUUAACUGUGUUAUUACUUCAGGGUACCCCUUGCGGUUUUCUGAAAGGUGCCCUGUCCAUGACAGUGCUAUUACCUUUGCAGAGCCGGUUAGAACUUUUCAAUGACACUGAAGCGCCACAGCCUUUACAUGUGGAAACAACAGACAUUUCCCCUAGUAUAUUUACAGAGUCAAAAGAGGAGACCUCUCGACAACAAAAUACAAGUUCAACAACGAGCCAGUCAUUACAUACAGACAAUGAUGAGCAUCACCAUGGAAGAAAAGCCAAGCCGCUGGAAAGGACGAAACCCUUUGCCAUUGUGAAUGGACACAGGAAGAGUCUAACAGAGGCUUUGCAGAAUGGCCACCCAGAGAAGCUCCAGUGUGGCCUUAAGGUUGGAAGCAGGGUCUACCUGCUGGACCUGGAGAAAAAUCAAGAUCUCCUGCCCAAACCACCAAAUGUAUUCUACUACCUCCCAAAUGGAACAGGGGUUGCCAUGGACCAGAGCCCUGUGAUUCACUGUUACUACCACGGUUCUGUGAGAGGAUUUCCUCAGUCGCGAGUGGCUCUGAGCACCUGUGCUGGACUCAGGGGGGUGAUUGUCAUCAACUCCACCCUGAGCUUUGAGCUGCAGCCAGAGGAGGACGACGAGUGGGAUGAAAGCGGCGAGCAGAGCGGAGGCUUCGAGGAGGAGGGGAUGCACCUGCUGUACCCCACCCACCAGCGGAUCCCCUCUCCAGGGGGAUGCGGGGUCUCCCACACCCCUGUACCCCCCCUCUACGCCCCACCACAAGUGCACCGGCACAAGAGGGACAUCCUGUCUGAGACCAAGUACAUUGAGCUGGUGCUGGUGGCAGACCAUAAAGAGUUCUUGAACUACCAGAGGAGUAAUAAGACGAUGGUCUAUAGAAUGCUGGAUGUGGCCAACCAGGUGGAUUGGUUCUACAGACCCUUGAAUGUGCGUGUAGCUCUCCUUGGUCUGGAGAUCUGGAGCGACCAGGAUAAGAUCCAGGUGGACAAGAGCCCCACAGACACCCUCAACCGCUUUCUGGAGUGGAGGACACGAGAGCUGCUUCCAAGAUUGCGCCAUGACAACGCCCAGCUUAUCAUGGGGGAUUCAUUUGACGGAACAACAGUGGGAAUGGCGUCCCAGUCGUCCAUGUGCUCCAAGGACAGAUCUGGAGGGGUCAAUGUGGACCACCUGGUCAGUGUGCUGGGCGUGGCCUCCACGGUGGCCCAUGAGCUGGGCCACAACCUGGGCAUGACCCACGACACGGCAGAGCGCCGCUGCCAGUGCCAGAACGAGCGCCGCAUGGGCGGCUGCAUCAUGGAGCCCUCCACGGGCCUAAUGCCAGGUCAGCUGUUCAGCAGCUGCAGUGCCAGAGACCUGUCCCUCAGUCUGCUCCACGGCGGCGGGAUGUGCCUCUUCAACGUGCCCCAGCCCGAGGAGCUCCUGGGCGGCCCGCGCUGUGGCAACCUGUACGUGGAGAAAGGCGAGGAGUGCGACUGUGGCCUUCUGGAUGAGUGUAAUGACCCUUGCUGCAAUGCCAGCACGUGUAAGCUGAUGCCCGGUGCCCAGUGCUCUUCUGAUGGGAUCUGCUGUGAGAACUGCAAGCUUCGCGUGGCGGGCUCGGUGUGUCGAGAUCCGCUGGGCGAGUGCGACCUCCCAGAGUACUGCACCGGCACCACGCCCUUCUGCCCCCCCAACGUCUUCCUGCAGAACGGGGAGCCGUGCGAGGGCGGCGCCUCCUACUGCUACAGCGGCGUCUGCGCCAGCCUCAACGCCCAGUGCCAGAUGCUGUGGGGUCCCAAUGCCACCCGAGCUCCACCUGUGUGCUUCUCCUCAGUCAACAAACAGGGCAGCAAAUACGGCAACUGCGGUCAGAUGGCCAACGGCUCCUACAUCCCAUGCCCCAGCGCAGACGUGCUUUGUGGAAGAAUUCAGUGUCAGGGUGGGAAUGAUCGCCCCCUGCUGGGCUCCAAUGCAGAGAUCCUCACCACCAAAGUGCGCCUGAACCACAGUGACUUCACCUGCCGUGGCACAUUCUUUGACCUCGGAGACGAUGUCUCUGAUCCUGCAAUGGUAACCCAGGGGACCUCCUGUGGCCAAGGCAAGGCGUGCAUAGACCAGCGUUGCCGUGAUGUGUCUGUGUUCAGGGUGGAGGAGUGCAAGAGGAACUGCAGUGGUCAUGGGGUUUGCAACAGCAAUAAUAACUGCCACUGCGAGCCAGGCUGGGCCCCUCCCGACUGUAAAUACUCAGGCUCAGGUGGCAGUGUGGACAGCGGACCUGCCAGACAGCCCAAAGACUCGGACCCGGCGCGCGUGGCCUUGCUGGUGUUCUUCCUGUUGGUGCUGCCAGCCUCGGUGGUGCUGUGGUGUGCCGCCCUGCGUAUCCCGCGCUUCCGCCGCAAGCUGGCGUGCCUCGGCAUCAGCCCGCUACAGAAGGGAGAGCCCCAACACCAGAGCCGGUCACAGGCAAAUGAGCACAAUGAAGUUCAUAAGGGAGAAGAGGUCCAGCCUCUGAGGAAGUGCAAGCAGCAGAACGACAUCCCUCUGACCACCACCAGCAAGGUACAAGACAGGCCUGCUCCCCCUAAUAAGCCACUUCCCCCUGACCCGCUUUUAAAGACUAACCAGUCGGCGGGGAAAAGACCUGCCCCUCCCUCCAAACCUCUUCCCCCAGAUCCCCCUCCCUCUGAGGGCAAGACUCAGACUCAGCGCAAGCGUCCGGCGCCUCCGAGCAAGCCUCUCCCCCCCGACCCCCUCCACACGAAUAGCCAGAAUCAAGGCCCCCCCAAGCCUCCUGUGCCCAAGAAGCCUUUGCCAUUGGCUCCCUUGAACUCCGCCGACCCCCCCGGACUCGCCGCAGUUGCCCCCAGGCAUCGCACGGCUUUGCCGACCAGAGGGGUGCUGCCUACACGAGGACCUCCUGCUGGUGUAGUCCCGUCGAGGCAUCCACCUCUUCCCCCAAUAAGAGCACCCCAGCCUCCUCCAAAACCCCACAUGCCUCCUCCCGUUUAGCCCAGGAACUGGGAGCCUCGUCUGGACUCUCCCUGCAUGAGAGUGGACAUACAGUAGCUCUCGCUGCACUGAUUCUGUGGGAGAUCUGCGGAGCAAAAUGCCUUAAGACUGACUGCGCUGAAACCAAAUGCUGCACUUUCAUUUCCUCCCUGUUUUGCGAUAGCUUCCUCUUGCGACUCGGCCUGGCCCCAUCGCUCUCACUUGGCCAGUAUUAAACAGCGCAACUGCUACAGGAGGAGCCUGUCUGCUACAGCCCAAACACAACGAGGUUUUGAAGUGGACCCACAGUGAAAGCCUGGAUGGUUUUUUUUUUUUUUUUUUUUUUUAAGGGAUUCACAGACAUCCAAAAACUCAAACCGCCUUCAGCAUGACAGUUAGUUUGUGAAGACCAAUUCAGAUUUUGUUUUUUUUCUGUUUGUGUCUGAUCGAGGCGUGGGCGUGAAAGUAUGAGAGACUUUAAAAAAAAAUGUUUGAAAAAACAUACAAGCUGCUCCAACAUUAUGUGACUUAUUAGCAAUGCCCCGUUUUUUAGGGUAAGCUCAGGUCAUUGUCAUGUCUAUCUCUGACUGGUGGUCAUGUGACGUUUCAAUAGUACCAUCACAUCACUCUGACAGUCGAUGUUACAGUAUGUGAUGUUAGGCUUUAGAUUUUCACACAUGUGCUUUAGUGGUCUAGUCUAUGCAAGUAGACCUUUUAUUGCUCAAUGCACUGGGGCAUUGAAUUCACCAUAAGCAAUUUUCACAAAGACAUUAAUGCAUAAAAGGUGUUAUGACUGGCCUUGCAUCAGGAACCAGGCACUGGAAUAUCUGCUCUGAAUUGAAUGUUACCAUGGAAAUCUGAGACAUUCUGACAAAGUCGAACAUGUCAUUGGCUGUGUGUCAGUGGCAGCCUUGGAGGGAUUUGUCCAUGGAUUUGUGUUUAUGAAGAUCAUCAGCAUUUCACUGCACAAUUAUGCAAACGUUUGCCUUCUGUCUUCAUGUUCUAUUCAUUUUGCCUGAUGUUACAUUACAAACAAGAUGGUGACUAAGUUCGGGAGACAUUUUAAUUGGUGCAUUUAUGCAUUUUUCUCAGAAUGUGUAAAAUGUUUGCCCAUCAUAAUGCAUCCAUUUAACAUUCUUGUAAUCUAUCUGUGAUUGAUUUUUUCAAUUGUGAGAUUGAAGUAUUUUGAAAAACGUAGGCAAAUUUUAUUCCUGUUUUGUUUUGGCAUAAUCACACAAACUGUCUUUUACAUGUCACAGCUAAAUACAGGAUGUACUGUAAUACCCAUUUCAGAAAGAAGUAUCAAUAACUCUGUUAUGAAGGACAGAAAAAGUAUUAGACCUCGGCCUUUGGACCUCAACCUUAUUUUCUCCUCGAUCUCCAUCCUUUUUAAUCCAAGGUGCACACAGCAUUUGUCAAACAUGGUUGUGGUUCUGUGCAGGUGUUUGACAUUCUUGUUUUGGAAGGAUGCAUCACUAAGUCCUUUCAAAACACUUCAUGAGGUUUCAUCUCAUCAGAUUUCUCUUUGUCAUUUUCCUUCAUUCUCAUGUUGAGAUUACUGUAAGGAAAUAAAGUCAUGGUGUGGUAA